Molecule: messenger RNA, 1120 nt
Organism: Micropterus salmoides (largemouth bass)
Lineage: Eukaryota; Metazoa; Chordata; Actinopteri; Centrarchiformes; Centrarchidae
Exons: 6
Coding region: 71-991 (306 amino acids)
Source: RefSeq, a predicted model, not a curated record
CUAAACAACAGACUUGGUCUGAACUUGUUCUGCGACUUUGUUAAGUUUCCUAUCAGGAAGAGAGGCCAACAUGGUUCGUGAGGAGCUGGCGGUCCGUCUCAACGACAGGGAGUACACCAACUGGCUGAAAGCAGGACGGUGUCUGCUCUUGCUGAAGGACGGCCUGCAUCCCUUCAUCACCCACCACAUGAGCACUUUCCACCGAGACCUGCUCAACCAAAACGCUCUGCUACGGAAACCGUGUGAGACUUCUUCAUGCAGACCGAGAGGAAAUAAGCUUUCCUCACCAUGCAGGGUGUGUUCAGAGUGGCAGAGAGUGAUCCUGAGAUACCACAGACAGCCCAGUUCCACAGUGAACUGGGACAACUGUUUCCCUCCCCACUGGAGAACAGAUCACUGGGAACUGGCCAAGGCCUACAUGCCGCGGGGUCAGGGGAAAGUGAAGGGGGCAGAUCAAUGCGAUGCAUCUGCUCUGCUCAACCUAAUCAACUACUGUGGUGGUUUCCAGUCUGUGGAUACAAAAUUUGUGAGAGAGGUGAUCCGUUACAGGAAUGAGUUGAUGCAUUCUUCUGAGUUUCACAUGAAGGAUGAAUGGAUGAAGCACUACCGGGUCGCCCUGAGGAACCUCGUGCGGCAGUUCAGCCACGUACCACAGAUGGCAACAGCAGGACGACAGAUAGAGGAGAUGCUGACUGUUGAUUUGUCAGUAUGUAUCUCUGGUUUGGACCGGAUGGAUUCUGCUGAUCUGGAUGGAUUUGAGAUUGAUUCUGUCAGCCAAUGGGAGACCAGCGCCGACUUGAUCAGCCAAUGGGAGGCUGAGUUGCUGCAAGAGAGGCUGCAGGAGUUACUGCAUGCUGCUGAUGAUGAUACAACAACAUGGGAUGCUGAGCAGCUGAUGACGCUGGAUGGUUUCCUCCAGGCCAACAGAGAUCUGGGUGAGAGGUUUUCUGCAGAGCUCCAAGCCAUCCACUCGCUGCAGGCCAGAGAAUAAGAAGAAGGAAGAGGUUAAUAGGUUAAGAAUUUAGGCAGAUCAAGGGAUUUGUGGAUGUGCAUGUACAGUAUAUAGUGUUGUAAUGCAAUGUAAAUAAAGAAAUCUAUUGACUCUAUUGACUGAACACAA